Messenger RNA from Lacerta agilis (Sand lizard), 2178 nucleotides. RefSeq names its product chondroitin sulfate N-acetylgalactosaminyltransferase 1 (gene CSGALNACT1). The coding region runs from base 456 to 2045 and encodes 529 amino acids. Lineage: Eukaryota; Metazoa; Chordata; Lepidosauria; Squamata; Lacertidae. Gene Ontology annotation, cellular component: Golgi cisterna membrane. Gene Ontology annotation, molecular function: glucuronosyl-N-acetylgalactosaminyl-proteoglycan 4-beta-N-acetylgalactosaminyltransferase activity. The record is from RefSeq and is a predicted model, not a curated record. The transcript is spliced from 8 exons.
UUGUUUUUGUUUUAAUUCUUUGCAUUUUAAAGAAAUCUUCCGUGAUCUCCAGUGUGUCUUAUGCAAGGUAAUAAAUUAUCCUCAUUUUGAAAGUUGGAACAAAGUUACAUCUUUCACCUCACGGAAGACAGCAACGCCCAGCAGCAUGGAAGAGUAGGAUACUUGCUUACAAUUUUAUCGCUCCCCGUUGCUGCCAGCCAACAAGACUGAAACCGCAUCAGUUGAUGCCAUUGAGUUGCCUCACACUGUUGGGUCUUACGCUUGCCCUUUGAUGCGUGCAAUGCCACCCUGUUCCCUCCACGUUACCUGCAUGACGCUAAGAGAACAUUCGUCAACGAAUCCAGCUGUUCCCGUGCACGCAGCUUGCAAACUGGGUCCCGGGGAAAGCCGCUGCAAGCCUUAGACCUGGGCGCAGGAGGAAUAUGUGGGUGCUGCCGCCAGAUGCUUAGCAGAACAUGGUUCGCCGAGGGAUCGUGGCAUGGCUCCCUCGGGUGGUCCUCCUGCUGGUGGUCCUCUGUUGUGCGGUGUCCGUGCUCUACAUGCUGGCCUGCACCCCGCGAGGUGACAGCCAGCAGCUUGCCUUCCCCAGAGUCAACAGCCCUACGGGAAAAGAGGAGUACCAGUCGAUCUUGCAGGAAAGGGAAGAGCACCACUGGGACUACGUUGGCAGCCUGAAGAGGCAGAUUGCAGAGCUGAAGGAUGAGCUCCAGGAGAGGAGCGAGCAGCUGAAGAACAUGCAAGGCCACGGCACGGACUCGUUGGGAGUGGGGAUAGACCAGCGGGACCCAGAGAAGCCCCACAAAGCCAUCUCGCAGUUCCUGCAUUCCCAGGUUGACAAAGCGGAAGUGCACACGGGGGUGAAGCUGCCCAAUGAGUAUGCCGCGGUGCCCUUUGAGAGCUUCACCCUGCAGAGAGUGUACCAGCUAGAGAUGGGUCUGACUCGUCACCCCGAGGAGAAGCCGGUGCGGAAGGACAAGCGAGAUGAGCUGGCAGAGGCUAUUGAGCUGGGCUUGGAGACUUUGAACAGCCCAGAGAGAAGCAGCAACACAAACCGCCGGGCCUAUUCCCCCUCUGACUUCAUAGAAGGCCUUCGCAGGACGGAAAGAGAUAAAGGCACCCUGUACGAAUUGAUAUUCAAGGGAGGCAAAGCAUAUGAAUUCGAGCGAAUUGUCCUAUUCAGACCGUUUGGCCCCAUCAUGAAAGUUAAGAACGAAAACCUCAAUAUGGCUGACACCCUUAUCAAUGUCAUAGUCCCGCUGGCUAAAAGAGCCAGCAAGUUCCGGCAAUUUAUGCAGAAUUUCAGGGAAAUGGGCAUAGAGCAGGACAGGAGAGUUCACCUCACUAUCGUUUACUUUGGGAAAGAACAAAUGAGCGAGGUCAAAGGAAUCCUUGAAAACACAUCCAGAUCAGCCAACUUCAAGAAUUAUACCUUCAUCCAGCUGAACGAAGAGUUCUCAAGAGGGAAAGGCCUGGACGUGGGUGCGCGGUUUUGGAAAGGAAGCAACGUUGUCCUCUUCUUCUGUGACGUAGAUAUAUACUUCACAGCAGAAUUCCUCAACACAUGUAGACUGAACACACAACCAGGGAAGAAGGUGUUUUACCCAGUUCUUUUCAGCCAGUAUAACCCAGGCUUAAUUUAUGGACACCACGAUUCCAUUCCACCUGUACAACAGCAGUUGGUUAUAAAAAAGGAGACUGGGUUUUGGAGAGACUUUGGUUUUGGAAUGACUUGCCAAUACCGCUCUGAUUAUAUCAACAUUGGAGGAUUUGAUCUCGACAUAAAAGGGUGGGGAGGAGAAGAUGUACACCUGUACCGCAAAUACCUCCACAGCAACCUCAUUGUGGUCAGGACGCCUGUCCGGGGCCUCUUCCACCUCUGGCAUGAAAAGCACUGCCUGGACGAGCUGACCCCGGAGCAGUACAAAAUGUGCAUUCAGUCCAAGGCCAUGAACGAAGCCUCUCAUGGCCAGAUGGGGAUGUUGUUCUUCAGGAGGGAGAUCGAGGCUCAUCGGCGCAAGCAGAAAGCAAGCCAUAGGAAGUCUUGAAGCCAAAGAACUUACCGGUACUUCGGAGAUAAAAAAACCAAGAACCUCAAAAUCUGACUCAGAAGGGUGUUCCCAAAACCACACUCGCAGGAGAUGAAAUGCUUCUCUUGGUUAUUGCUUGUGGGGCUUUUGA